Molecule: messenger RNA, 1439 nt
Organism: Branchiostoma floridae (Florida lancelet)
Lineage: Eukaryota; Metazoa; Chordata; Leptocardii; Amphioxiformes; Branchiostomatidae
Exons: 4
Coding region: 205-846 (213 amino acids)
Biological process (GO): sterol biosynthetic process
Cellular component (GO): endoplasmic reticulum
Molecular function (GO): sterol 24-C-methyltransferase activity
Source: RefSeq, a predicted model, not a curated record
UACAGACGCUCAGCGCCUAAUUUGGAUUGAUAUGCAGUCAGAUGGGAUCAGAAAAUUCAGAAGAACGCAGAAAAUAUCCAAGAUAUGAUAAUGGGACGUUUUUCAGACAGACGAUUUUGCAGGUGCCUACCCAUUUGCGUAAUGGAAUAGCCCGUAACCUCCUUGGGCACAUGAGACAAGUGCACUCCCCACCGCACAGCUGACAUGCAGAGUUUCAAAGAGGCGUUUUCCCGACACUUACGUCACCCUUCUACGGGACCUGUGGGUUGGCUGGUUAAGCAUAUUCUUGUAAGGACGAACCGGUACUUGGAGAAAGAGGCAGCCAGACUAUUGGGUAUCCAGCCACAUGACAGAGUACUAGAGGUCGGGUUUGGACCGGGACUGGGACUGCAGUACGCCCUGGAACACAUAGGCGGCGAUGGCCGCGGAAAGGUGUAUAGGCUAGAGAUAUCUCCUGAAAUGAUACACAGCGCCACCAAGCGACUCCACCGGCACAUUGCAUCUGGCAAGCUCCAUCUCACCCUGGGUAACGUGAUGAAUCUCCCGUAUCCAGACAACUCCAUGGACCGGAUCUUCCACGUCAACUGCUACUACUUCUGGGAUGACUUAGAUCAGGGGUGCAAGGAGUUGAACCGAGUCCUGUCGCCAGGAGGCGCCAUGAUCACCACCAUGGACUAUAAAACGUUGAAACUGUCCAUCAAGAGGGAUUUGAACGCGUACGCGGAUAAAUAUGACCCAUAUGCAUACAUGAAGUCACUGGAACAGACAGGGUUUACGGGGGUCCGUAUGGAACACCUUAAAGAUGGGGUCAAAGAUUUUGAGGCGAUCUUUGCUUGUAAAGAAUGACGUUUUCAAACAGGCAUUAAGGUACAAAUAGGCUCAAUUGCCAAAGACAUGCUGUGAGUGUUAGGUAAAAGAGCUACAUAAACAGUUAACAACUGCUGAUCUAAUCUUUGUACUGUGCGUGAGUUUAGUGAAAAGAAAAAUGUCCAUAUCAAAGAUGUUCUAAUAUAAGGUAUAGCUUGCAUAUUUCACGGAUCACUAUGAUAAUAUUGCACGCAAAGAAGUUUACAACAUCAACGGGUACCCAAACUUGUAGUUGUUUCAUCAGCUCUACGUUUUAUAUAGAGUGAAAAAAUGCGUGUACGUCAUUGGAUGACGUCACGUUGGCGGUGACGCUGUGUUGUAUAUUGCAUUUGUAUGACCAUUAACUUUUCAUAAAAAAAUAUACAAGUAUGACUAGUAAAAAGACAACAAAACACACAAAUGAAUGAGGCUUAAAAAGAUUUUUUAUCGAUAAAAAUUCUUCGUUGAGCUCUUUAUAAAAAGCCCGGCCACAGCUACGCCGCCAACUUGCCGCAGCCACAUUGAAAUACGAUAUUAAACGACGUAUGAAAUAUUACAACAAGAAACUUCCCAUUUCACAGGAAAGUGUUUAA